Molecule: messenger RNA, 3259 nt
Organism: Podospora pseudocomata
Lineage: Eukaryota; Fungi; Ascomycota; Sordariomycetes; Sordariales; Podosporaceae
Exons: 6
Coding region: 534-3074 (846 amino acids)
Source: RefSeq, a predicted model, not a curated record
CGGGAGCCGAUUGAACUCGGUGCAGACGAGCGAUGCCAUGAUGAGAAGUGAAGCGGGAUUUCCUGGUUCUAGACCUUCAGCUGAAGCCAGCCAGAGCUGCGCCGUCCAGUGCUUUCAGCCACCCGCAUCGGUAGGCGCAUCUGGAACCCGGUGACCGGCUUAGUUUUGAAAGCCUCCGAGGGAAUCUGCCUUGCGACGCUGCAAGUUGCUGUCUGUGCCUGGGCCGAUGCCUGCGCCUCCUGCGAUAUUCGAUUGAUGUUAAGCGGAUUCUUUGGAUUUCCAGGGCGGACGACGGAAAAUGCCAUGUUUACGUUAACAAGGCUCCAGGUGAGCAAUGCCGGGAAGGAAAGAAUGCGGGGUGCGUCUCUUCCCUCUUUCGUCUCCUCGUCCUUUCCUCUCUGCUUUCCCGCUCCACUGAAGGGCUAGGGCCGUUUAACUGAGCCCCUCCCACCUGCCCAUCUUGUCUAUGCUCCCCACACCUAUGGACCUGUCUUUGAUCUGUCUGCAUUCCGUGCUUCGAUCCAUGCGGAGCGAUGUCGCUGCCCUUUGAGAUAUCGCAGAUUCACGGUGCUCUUGCUCUCGCCUACAGGGUUAUUGAGAUUGGAUGGAGUAACAUCCAUGACGCUCACGAACAAUACCUCGAGUUCGGACAGGACAUCAAGGACCUAAGAAUCAGUCUUCUCAACCUCGCUGGCGCCAUUGACCAAGCCGAUCGUGGUUCACUCCUCAACAAUAGGCCGACUACCGCUGCUGCCAACAACUUCCACCAUGUGCUCGGCAAUUUCACCGGCGUCCUUGAGGAGUGCUUACGACUCUUCGAACGUCAUUCUACAUAUGGCCGCAACCGAGGCCCGAUCUACAACUGGCGAUGGUUUCUCCUCGUCAAGGACGAGGUCAUGAUGCUGAGGGAGCGUAUUGCUUUCUUGAACAUAAAACUUUCGGUAGCCUUCAAGGCUCUAGAAAUUGAGACCAGUGAUGGCACUCGGAGGCUGAUUGUAGGGGUCGGCGAGCUACUCCUACAACGUUUUGACUUGCUUGAGGCGAGACUAUCGGUAAUGCUCGGCCAGCCCCGGCCAGCCGAGCCGGAGCGGGUCCUUGAAAUUCCACAGCCCUUGGAGGAUUUGUUGGUGGCCAUUGCCAUCUCGAAACACGGAAGUCUAAGCAGCAUGCCCCUCGCACAAGGCAUAGAUGAAACCAUCUUCUAUCUUGAUAGGGCCACAUGCUGGCACGCUAGGAGAAGAGUCGAGCAACCCACCGAGCAGAUCCUGGCAUCGCAGAUUGCCAACAUGAUCCGAGCUUACUGGACACUUCAGGCCACUAGGUCGGGCAAUGAAUGCAUGGAAGUCUCCUCCAGGGCGACUAUUGAUGACUUGGAGGCACACUUUCCGCGUCUUGGCAUGACGGUGCAGAGAUAUUUGCACAAGCUAGGAGAGAGGAUAUUCGAUGCUCAUGAUGCACUGGCUCAGAAUGGAAGUCAGGUCCCGACAUGGGCUCAGGUGCGAGAUGCUUUACACAGGGAACAGCAUAGCUGGGAUGAGCAUUGUGGUUGGAGGCCACCACAGCAUGACGAGAACGAUCCCAGGAGGGGCGAGAAGAUCUUCACCUGUCGUUUGCAAGAUCACAAUACUGCCGAGCAAUAUCUGGAGAUAUGGCAACACGACGCAAAGAAUAACCAACAACUGACAAUGAUCAUAUGUGUAGCCAACAGAGACACAGUCUACCAGGUCGACCGCACAAGUCUCAUGGUGAUACCAUCGGAUGAUUCGCUGGUUCAAGGCAACGACUUUUAUUCCAUAAUCGUAAAUCCCAGCCACCUGGGUGGACAAGCUGGCUUUAGGUUGGCGUUUCACACCAAGGGCGCCCUCUUUGACUUGCAGCAAUUCUUUACCGGUUACAGAGUGGUUGAUGAUCUUUUUGGAGCCAAGAUAAUUCUGCAGCAAGCAGAAGGGGUCCUGCGAGGAACACAACGGCGAAGCACAGGACGGGUGCAGCUAUGGUCUUCGACUGUUAGACCGACUGGCCGAGCCUUGCCAAAAGAAAUUCUGACCUCCUCCACGAGCACCUUGAGAAAUCUACCUGGCAUGGGUUUCAACCCGAGCACGCCGCCCCCAGUUUUGCCUCCACUGGGUUCUUUCUCGAGGCUGACCCUGUCACAAGAGCCUGCCCUAACCCCCGCAACUAGUCCAACCAGUUCCAGCCAGAGUGUUGAGACACCGCCCCCAAUCAUGUCUUCAUUCCAGCAAACGCCUUUCCCUAACGGCAACAACAGAUUCUCAGGAAACAGCUGCAAUUCCAACUCCUUCUGGCAACACCCCAUGCUCCUGGCUCAAGUCGGUGGGGCAACUCAGUCAUCGCCCGUUCCUCAACGCUAUUCAACUCAAAGUGACGAUUUUCAAACCACGUUAACCUCCCCCGUUUCGCCAGUCCAGAGGUCCAAUGCAAACACCAACCGCCCGCUUCCGCGGCGCCCAUCAGUCGCAUUUUCCGUAACAUCUCAAUCUUCAGCGGUCUCCGUCGCAAGCACCACCCAGUCCGCUGCUAUGAUUCAAGUGGGACCUCGAGGAACCAUGGGAUGCAUCAUUCAGGCUCCUGAGCCACCCCGCUUGGUGCUCUUCAUCAGAGGAAGAACAUCAGCAGAGCCAAGUAGUCUGUUGGCCAUUGACAUCAAUUCAAAUAUUCGAAUCAACCCGGACCUCUGCAAAUGCCGCCAGGGACGGUCUGAACAUCCUCAAGCACGCCAACAAGUAGCUCCAUCACAGUGCUGCCAAGUCGUGCUUCAGCCUGCGGGAGGACGAGACAAAAUCUAUGCCAAGGAGACAGCCGCUCCCGAAGACACGAAAAGUGUUAACAAUAAGAAGAAGAACAACGGGGGCGGGACAGAAGGGGUCUCAACGUGGAAUCUGGCCAGUGCUGGCAGGUUUCAACAGUACAAUGAUUUGAGCAAGGGUGGUAUGAAGCAGGUCAAGAAAUUGAAGCUUGUGACUAUUGAGUUUGGCAGUGUCCAAGCUCGGCAGCGGUUCGUUACAAACUUUAACGACUUGAAGGAGCUGUACUCGAAGUAUGCGGUGGUAUGAUUAGAUGUUUUAGCUUAUACACGACAGUGAUGGAUAUACCCGGUUUUGUGUUGGCGUUCUGUGUAAAAAUUUGAUUUAUACAAAUGCUGUUUUUGUGUACCAGAGAGCAAGUCACGGUGGCCUGUGCAUGGUGUGUACAAUACAAUUGAAGCCUUAUUUCAAAAAGUAAACUCCAUUUCAUUACA